This is a messenger RNA of Pundamilia nyererei, 1158 nucleotides long. Its product is annotated as MAM domain-containing glycosylphosphatidylinositol anchor protein 2-like. The transcript is spliced from 7 exons. Gene Ontology annotation, molecular function: protein binding. Bases 1 to 1158 code for a protein of 385 amino acids. The record is from RefSeq and is a predicted model, not a curated record. NCBI's taxonomy places the organism in Eukaryota, Metazoa, Chordata, Actinopteri, Cichliformes, Cichlidae.
AUGCCGCGGAUCAGUCUGGACAGAACAGUCGUGAUGAGGGUAAUGAAUCCUGUCAGCAGUCUCCGUAAAGGUCGCUUUUGGAUCACACCUGACCCUUACCACAAUGAUGACAAUAUCCAGAUUGGACGGGAGGUGAAGAUCAGCUGCCAGGUAGAGGCCACGCCCCCAGAGGAACUGCAGUUCAGCUGGCUGAAGAACGGGCGGCCUCUGAGGAGUUCAGAGCGGAUGGUCAUCACCCACACUGACACAGACGUCUCGCCGGGAACCACCAACCUCGACAUCAUCGACCUCAAGUUCACCGACUUUGGCACCUACACCUGUGUGGCAUCACUAAGGAACGGAGGAACCCCAGAGAUUAGCAUUGAUGUCAACAUUUCAUCCACCACAGGAUCCUCGGGCUCUCGGGGAGAUAUUCUCUGGGCUUACGAGCCAAAAACCUUUUUGAACCUUUGUCAGAAACCUCCCUGGCUCUGUGUUGCAGUCCCUCCGGCCGUAGAGCCCGAGCACACGGAGAUCCGUCAGGCCCUCGGCCGGGCGUUCAGCCUUACCUGCCGUCUGCUGCGAGCUCAUCCGGCUCGCCUGCUGCGAUAUGAGUGGAAGCUGGGCACCCGCCUCCUGACUGUCGGACAGUUCAGUGACCAGAGAGACGACACGAACUACCACGUCAGAGCUUUGAACAGGGAGGGCUAUGGCGAGUACACCUGUGACAUCACCAACGAGGCCGGGGCAGGACGUUGCACGUUCCUGGUCACAGGAAAAGCCAACCCUCCAGAGUUUUACUACGACACCUACAGCGCCCUGUGGCAGAGCAGGCCGCGAGUCUACGGCUUCAAGCUGCAGUGGACUCAGAUGGAGCCGAACGCUGUGGAUCGAAUCCUGGCCUACAGACUCGGCAUAAGGCAGAUGGGUCAGUCUCGCUGGUGGGAGCAGGAGAUUCCCAUGGAGGGAACCAUCCAGAAGGGGGAGCUCUUGACCUACAACUUAACUGAACUCAUCAAACCUGAAUCCUACCUGGUCCGCCUGACACCCAUCACCCGCUACGGGGAAGGAGACUCCACUGAGCGGAUCAUCACAUACAGCGCUCCUGUUAACCCACAUCUCAGUAAGUAUCUGCCCACACUGACACACAGUCACACACUGGGCUGCACUCGGAUUUAA